GGUUGACUACCUCGAAACAGUCAGACUACAAGGGGCUCAUUACAGUGGAUUCUUUACUGCGACCCAAAAGCGUAUAGAGGCUGCUUCUUUCUCAAGUUAAGCUCUCCGAUAAAACGCAGCCAAGACAAUUCGUUUCCAGAAUUUGGCAUUGCGAGCACAACGAUGAGCGACGUCGAAGAGGCUACAAGGCGUCGUAAUGCCGUGGCGAGGUACCGCAAGAAACUCCCCUUUCACAAGGAACUCGAAGUCACAGUUCGAAUCGUGAGACAGAAGUUGGGGGCUUUGAAGAAAGUGUUCAACAAAACAGAAGAUGACUUGAAGUCACUUCAAAGUGUUGGGCAGAUCAUUGGAGAAGUUAUCAGGCCUCUCGACAAUGAACACUUGAUUGUCAAGGCAAGUCGUGGCCGCAGGUAUGUGGUUGGCUGUCGCAGUAAAGUGGAUAAGGAAAAACUGAUUGCAGGAACGAGAGUGGCUCUUGAAAUGAAAACACUCACUAUCAUGAGGGCUCUUCCACGUGAAGUUGAUCCGGUUGUUUAUAAAAUGCUGCAUGAAGAUCCCGGUAAUGUUAGCUACUCUGCUGUUGGUGGCUUAUCUGAUCAGAUCAGAGAAUUGAGAGAAUCUAUUGAGCUACCUCUAAUGAAUCCGGAGCUCUUCCUUAGAGUUGGCAUCAAACCUCCUAAGGGUGUCCUUCUUUAUGGACCUCCUGGUACUGGCAAGACGCUGUUAGCUAGAGCUAUUGCAAGUAACGUAGAUGCAAACUUCUUAAAGGUUGUUUCAAGUGCUAUAGUCGAUAAAUACAUUGGGGAAACUGCACGGUUGAUACGCGAAAUGUUUGGGUAUGCUCGUGAUCACCAGCCCUGCAUCAUUUUUAUGGAUGAGAUUGAUGCCAUUGGUGGGCGCCGUUUCAGUAGGGGAACAAGUGCUGACCGUGAGAUUCAAAGAACACUGGUGGAGUUACUUAAUCAGCUUGAUGGAUUUGAUCAGUUUGGGAAGGUCAAAAUUAUAAUGGCAACAAACCGUCUUGAUGUUCUCGAUCCUGCACUUCUUCGACCAGGGCGACUGGACAGAAAAAUAGAGAUUCCAUUGCCGAAUGAGCAAUCAAGAAUGGAAAUCCUUAAGAUUCAUGCUGCCAGAAUUGCCAAACAUGGUGAAAUCGACUAUGAAGCUGUUGUAAAGCUCGCAGAGGGUUUUAAUGGGGCUGAUCUUCGAAAUGUUUGCACGGAAGCUGGCAUGUCAGCGAUCCGUGCAGAACGUGAUUAUGUUAAACACGAAGACUUCAUGAAGGCUGUGCGGAAGCUGAACGAAGCAAAGAAACUCGAAUCUAGCGCCCACUACAGUGCCAGUGCUAAUUUUGGGAAACACUAGCCAUUCAGUUGUUUCAUUUUCAGAGCCAAGGAUAUUUGGGCAGUGCAUCUUUUAUUCCAUCCGCCUGAAAGGUGAUCCCUAUCUAAUACCUAGAGAUUCCAUUAAAAAAAAAAAUGUUCCCAAUCUUCGAAACGUGGAUAUCAGUAAGCUAAUCCAAUUGGGCUUGAAAGGAAGAGUGUUCUAAUGUAGUUGUGUUUUGCCAAAUUCGUGUUACUGUCAACAUAGUCCUACACGUAGUACCACGGUACGACCUAAUCAAACUAGAAUUUCCUUGUUAUCCCCAUCAACUACGUACAUUGUGGAAUUGGAGUGUCUAUGAUGGCUCUAUUUUACGUUCGGAUAUCAUGCAGAA
Juglans regia (Persian walnut) is the source of this 1717-nucleotide messenger RNA. Its product is annotated as 26S proteasome regulatory subunit 10B homolog A-like. The transcript is spliced from 10 exons. Gene Ontology annotation, molecular function: proteasome-activating activity; ATP hydrolysis activity; ATP binding. Gene Ontology annotation, cellular component: cytosolic proteasome complex; proteasome regulatory particle, base subcomplex. Gene Ontology annotation, biological process: positive regulation of RNA polymerase II transcription preinitiation complex assembly. The record is from RefSeq and is a predicted model, not a curated record. NCBI's taxonomy places the organism in Eukaryota, Viridiplantae, Streptophyta, Magnoliopsida, Fagales, Juglandaceae. Bases 163 to 1365 code for a protein of 400 amino acids.